Messenger RNA from Periophthalmus magnuspinnatus, 1081 nucleotides. RefSeq names its product ADP ribosylation factor like GTPase 3, like 1 (gene arl3l1). Gene Ontology annotation, cellular component: microtubule cytoskeleton; cytoplasm. Gene Ontology annotation, biological process: cilium assembly. NCBI's taxonomy places the organism in Eukaryota, Metazoa, Chordata, Actinopteri, Gobiiformes, Gobiidae. Gene Ontology annotation, molecular function: GTP binding; GTPase activity. The record is from RefSeq and is a predicted model, not a curated record. The transcript is spliced from 6 exons. Bases 321 to 887 code for a protein of 188 amino acids.
GACACUGCUCUGGGGGUGGGGUGAGUGUGUGGUGUGGCCUAUGUGUGGAUGACCAAGGCUAAUUCUGGCCUCCUAAUCCCAAGUCCCAUCCACCACCUCCCCCCUCUUCCUUCUUGGUAACCCUGAGUAGCAAAUUAACAGGUAGAGCAAGACAUUACUAUCACACUUAAACUUGAAGAAUUGGGAGAAUAAAGGGGGAAUCGGUCAUAGGGUUUUGUGGAUAGCUAACCUGGGACACCUGGAUAGCUAACAACACCUGGGUGCGGGUUACUGGAGAAUGUAGCUGGUGUCUUCAGACAGGCCACAGGGGAGACAGCAAGAUGGGAGAAGCUCAAAAGGGCUUACUCUCUGUCGUUGAGAAGCUAAAGGGGACCACGGAGCAGGAGGUCCGGAUAGUGCUUUUGGGACUCGACAAUGCAGGCAAGACCACUUUGUUGAAGAGUUUAGCCUCUGAAGAUGUCAACACCAUCACGCCAACACAAGGUUUCAAUAUAAAGAGUGUUGCUUCUCAUGGUAUGAAACUCAAUGUAUGGGACAUAGGAGGACAAAGAAAGAUCAGGGCCUUCUGGAAGAAAUAUCUGGAAAAUACAGACCUUUUGAUUUAUGUCAUCGACAGCGCAGACAAGAAGCGGUUUGAGGAGACAGGACUGGAGCUGUCCGAGUUGAUCGAUGAGGAAAACCUGAAGGGCGUUCCUGUUCUCAUCUUUGCCAAUAAACAGGACCUGGCCACUGCGUCCCCGGCCAGUGAGAUCGCAGAGGGGUUGAACCUGCACACGUACCGUGACCGAGAGUGGCAGAUCCAAGCCUGCUCCGCCGUGUCUGGGGAGGGAGUCCAGGAUGGCAUGAACUGGAUUUGUAACAACAUUGCAAACAGGAAGAAGAAGUGAACCAGCAGUAAACAUUUCAAAGAUUUGUAAAGACGUCAUAUCGUACACUCAUCUGUUUUUACAAUUUGUGUAAUUUUUAUGAAUAAUGCAAAGUUAUUUUAGAUAUUUAUGUUGAUUUAGUUGUGAUUUUUGCGGUGCAGCUAUGUAUGGUAACACCACAAUCAAUGUAUCGAGGUAAUAGUGUACUGUAGAAA